Molecule: messenger RNA, 1963 nt
Organism: Effrenium voratum
Lineage: Eukaryota; Dinophyceae; Suessiales; Symbiodiniaceae
Source: the annotation of a GenBank genome assembly
AAGGCAUGUUUCGGCCCUAGGGUGCCCUCAUCAAGGCCUUUGCCAUGAUGCUGGAGGGCGCUCUUCCGCGGCGGCCGGAAAGAAGACCCGCCACUGCCAGGCGGCCACGGCGAAGCACGGCCUUUGCCUUGGGGAACUGGGGCCCAUUGGAGCCAACGCCCAGCAGGCACCAGGACCUGGAGAGGGACCUCCACGCGUGCACAGUGCUGCACCGCCUGGGCGCCCAGGAUGAGGCAGAGGCGCUGGCAGCGCUACUCACCGCCGAUGCCAAGCUGGGAGGCCACCUUUGUGCGCCACAAUGGCUGGACGAGGCCGGACGCUCGCCUCUGCACUAUGCUGCAAGGGCAGGGGCGGCUCGAACAACCCGCCUACUGCUGGAGGCAGGUGCUCGGGUGAACGCCGCAGAUCACUUCGGGUACACUGCGCUGCAUGAGGCGGCCGCCACUCCCCGGGAGGUGCUGACCCGGGUGGAAGUCGCCUGGCGACUGCUGGACGCCCAGGCGGAGGUGGGCCCAAAGCCCCGGCUGCAUGGGUCCUCCCCGCUGCACCUGGCGGCGCGGCACGGGCACGAGGCCCUGGCGGCGAUGCUGCUCCAACGCCUCGCGGACCCGGGGGCCCGGGAUGCCGCGGGCCUCACAGCUCUGGAGGUGGCCAUCAGCCACCAGCACCACGAGGCUGCGCGCCUGCUGGAGCAGUUCCGGCCCCUGAGCCUGGAGCUUGGGAAGGAGAGAUCCGCCAUUCCGGACGGUGGCGUGGUGUGGGUCCGCAAGACCGCUGCAGCGGCGGAGGUGUGCGGCCGGGCUUGGGCUGCCUUCGGGCGCCAUGCGCUGGCGCCCUUCUGUGAAUGCGAGGUGUAUUUGCCAGGAUGGCCAGUGGAACUUCCGCAGGAUGCCAGCGACUUCCUGAGGCACCGGCGGUGCGUACACAUUUGUCCCAUAUACCAGGCGCCUUGGGAGCUUUUUGCGGCGGACGAGGAUCCAGAAGAACUCCCUUGGACCCGACUUUGGGCACGACCUUAUCGCUGCACUCUGCGUGACUUGGCCUGGAAGCCAACGGCAUGCCGUGGCUGGCAGGUGGCAGAGCUUUCAAACUCCAAUGCGCUGGCGGCGGCGCUGAAGAAUAUCUUCAACCAGGGCGCCCGCCGGCUGCAGGCCACCCCGUUGCCGCUUCGGCUGCUGAGCAGCGCUCAGUGGCUGGCGGCCUUUCAGGCAGGCAUUGCCCACUUGGAGGGUCAGAUGUUCUUCUCCAUCCAGCAGGACCCUGGCCUGGUGCAGCGUUUGCACGCCUUGAGGCUCCCCGCCCCGGACGUGGGCAGUUUGAGUCCCUGGGGCGGCCUGGCGCGGCCAGCGGAGCUGCUGAAACUGCUGGAGAGCCAUGCGGAGUGUGUGUGCGGAGCAGCCCACUGGCGCCUGCAGCGCACGCGUUUGGCGCUCGCCUGGGCCACGGAGGACGUGCUGCGCCUGGAGAGUUGCGAUGGGCUGCCCUGGACGGUGGCAGCCAGCGGGGACCGGGCACAGCUCAUGCCGCCAGGGUGGCCCCUUGCGGGCGCUGGCGACCAGACCGUGGUGGCUGUCCUGGUGGCUUUUGCCACAUCUUACCCCACGUCGGAGCUGAGGAGCUACAGGCGCCACUUCUUUGGCCCCACCUUGCUGGAGCCGGGCUUCGACCUCCAUGUACUCUGCGGCGAGGGCCCGGCUGCCAAAGCGCAGCGCGCGUACCCGGCGGAGUACCAGCUGAUGGCAAUGGAGUCUGCACAAGUUCUGCCCAUCGCCGCUAUUGACGUGCGGCCGAAACAGGCGCCACCCACUCGUCUAGUGCCGGUGGGUGUGGGCAUCGGCGCUGGCGUGCAGGUUUGUUCAAGCAGGCUCCGUGAAUCAAUCGCUUAUGGCGCCGAACAGAACUGGCGUGCCCGGGAAGAAGACCUUCCGAAGUGAUUGCACGAUGAGUGACGCUGGCUGAAAAA